Messenger RNA from Coffea eugenioides, 3717 nucleotides. RefSeq names its product putative late blight resistance protein homolog R1A-3. The record is from RefSeq and is a predicted model, not a curated record. NCBI's taxonomy places the organism in Eukaryota, Viridiplantae, Streptophyta, Magnoliopsida, Gentianales, Rubiaceae. Gene Ontology annotation, molecular function: ADP binding. The transcript has a single exon. Gene Ontology annotation, biological process: defense response to other organism. Bases 1 to 3717 code for a protein of 1238 amino acids.
AUGGAGAUAUCCUGCAGCAGUAGCCGUAGUUGCUUCGAGCUCGCUCUAGACUAUCUUCGCUGCUUGCAUGAUACCACCAAAGGGUGCGGGUAUCGUAUCUCGAAGCUGGAGAUGGGGGUGAGACUAUUACAAAGCUUUGAUCUGUAUCUGACAAAGUGUAGGAGGCGGAGGAGGAACCAUGAAACCUGUUUGGACCAAGAUGAGGAGGAGAAGGAUGUUACGUCUUCCAGAAUUCAAGAUCUGAUUAUCAGGAGAAUGCAAAAUCUUGAAUUUGCUUGCAGCGGAUCGCCUGAUUCGACUCGCAUUGCAAGUGAGCUCACCAUGUUUCUGAAAGCAAUCAAGUUGUUUUUCGAAACAGAUAUCAACGAAUCAUGCAUCAACUAUCUGCUGGACUGUUAUUGGCUGCGAGAUCCAGAGCUAGUUAUUGAUUUCAUCGAUUCUGUUUCCGAGAAUCUGAAGGAAAUUAACAAUUUCAAUUUCAAACGCCUUGACGAGCAGCUAAUGUUCUUGAAGAGUUUCAUUCGCUUUGCUAUGCUUCGCGGUGUCGAGGGUCAGCAAUUGAUAGAUCUCUUGAUUCAUACUGAAGUGGCGUCUAUCAACGCAUUACGCCUGGCUUCUAUAUGGUUGUCUGAGGGUAUCAGAUAUAAUGAUCCUGAAGCAAAAGUUCAAAUUUCACGGCUAAUAAGUGAGAAGAUUAAUCCCACUGAGCCCCAAGUCCUAGAAACUUACAUCCAUGUCUUGACUGCUUCAAAGUUAUCAAUAUCAUCAGACACUUCAGCUCUGGAGAAGAGUAAGCAAACAGUAGCUGACUUUAUGGAUCGUCUCGUUCAGAAUACUGCGGAGCUACUACAACCUUGUACCAGUACUCCAGUCCCGAUUAUGAAUCAAAUGCUCAAAAUUGUUCAGGGGCUAAGAUUCCUGACAAUCCUUCUUGGUGAUCAGGAGAAGUUCAAAGAGCUAUGGCAUGAAAUGAAGAAUAUUAUUGGAGUUGUGGCCUGUGAUGCAGCGGUUGUAAUUUUCUCUCUUUCUGUGAAUCAAAUCGAAGAAGGCUUGGCCAAGGAAACCGAUCUUGCUCUUUUUCAUUUGCUCAAAGUGCUCAAGCUUAUCAGGGCAGAAUUUACACAGGUCUAUCCACUAACAUCAGUAUCGGGAUUUGGUUUUCCUAGGACCAAUGAAUUGGGCUCUAUUGAUUUUUUCCUAACAAAUCUGAAGGAACUGGCAAGGCAUGAUGAAAUUAAUGAUUCAAUCGCUUCCCCAGUGGAUAAAAUCCAGACAAUCCAGAAAGAUUUUGAAUUUUUAAGAUCUUUCUUGGAGAAAAUCAAGGAGCAGCGCAAUCAGAACGAAAAACUUCAAGUUUUCUGGAGUCAUGUUAUGGAGAUUGCAUAUAAAGCAGAGUUUGUGAUUGACUCGACACUUGUUGGUGAUAGACGUGAAUAUUGUUUGGAUGAUGUUGCCAGAGACAUCAAUGUUCUGAAGAUUGAGGCUCAAGAGAUCUAUGAUAGCAUAAGCUAUGUUGGUGAAACCACCAAGGGAGUUACCAAGACUUUCACUCGCGUGCCGUCACAAGUUACUGUCGCCACGUACAAUGAAGAUCUGGUGCCUCUCGACGACGAGGUGAAAACUAUCACUGAUAGUCUUACAAGAGGAGGAUCAAGGCAGUUGGAUGUUGUUUCCAUCGUGGGUAUGCCUGGGAUUGGUAAGACCACAUUAGCCAAUAUAGUUUACAAUUCUCCAUCAGUAAUGUUGCAUUUCAAUCUUCGUGCUUGGUGCACUGUUUCUCAAGCAUAUGGUAUGCACAACAUGUUAGUUCAGCUAUUGGGUAGUAUUGAUUCUGAGAAACUUGAACAAUAUGAAAAGAUGGAUGAAAAUGAUUUGGCUGUAAAGCUAAAACAAGUUUUGUUGAGAAAUAAGUAUCUCUUGGUUUUGGAUGAUUUGUGGGACACUAAGGCUUGGUAUUUGUUGGAGAGAUCAUUGCUCAAUGAUGCCAAUGGAAGCAGGAUUCUCAUCACGAGCAGAUUGCAGAAUUUGUCUCUGCAAUUCGAACCUCAUAGCAGGGUUCACCAUCUCCGCCGGCUUACCGACGAAGAGAGUUGGAAUUUGCUGCAAAAAAAGCUAUUUGGCAAAGAAGGUUGUCCUCCAAGACUAAGUGGAGUUGCAUCUCAAAUAGCAAAAUCUUGUAGGGGCUUACCUCUCACAAUUGUCCUUGUUGCUGGAAUUCUUGCUAGUACUGCAAAGGACUGCUGGGAAGAAGUUGCAAAGAGUCUAACUUCCAGUAUUGUCCUUGAUGAAGAAUACUGCAUGAAGACGCUUGAGUUGAGUUACAAUCAUUUACCGGAUGAUUUGAAGCCAUGCCUUCUUUACUUUGGUGCAUUUCAAGAAGAUAAAAAUGUUCCUGUCCGAAAGUUGUUAUGGCUCUGGAUCUCUGAAGGCUUCAUGCGGAAGACUGAAGAAAAGAGCUUAAAGGAUGUGGCAGAUGACUAUUUGAAGGAUCUGGUUGAUAGAAGUUUAGUCAUGGUUUCCGAACAAAGAACUAUGGGUGGUGUCAAAGCCUGCCGACUUCACGAUUUGGUACAUGAGUUUUGUGUGAAAAAAGCCAAAGAAGAAAACUUUCUACAUGUUUUGCAUAGUCAGAAUGGUCCUUUUGUUCUUACUAGCCCAAGCAACCUCCACCGAGUUUGUAAUCCAAUGAAUGGGGAGUUAAUGCUAGAAUUUUCCAAUGUACGCAGUUUGUUAUUGUUUAAGGGGGAUGAUUUGGGGUUUUGGUUACCUGAACUUCUAAGAGUGUUGGAUUUGGGGGAAUUGGAGUUUGUUGCACAUUUUCCAAUGGAAGUAUUUUCGCUUGCUCACUUGAGAUACUUGGCUCUUCGUACUAGAAAAGUAAAUUUCAUCCCAGCUGCAAUAGCUAACCUCUCAAGGUUACAAACUUUUCUGCUACGAGGAAACAAAGCUGAUUGUUUGUUACCCAAUACUAUCUGGAACAUUAAGACAUUGAGGCAUCUAUGGACUCCAGAUUCCACUUUGGGUUUUAUUUUUCCUGUUGAAAAUCUUGAAGUAUCCCCAGGUUUAGAUCAUUUAGACAGUUUAAGCCUUGCCAUUGAUCCCUCCUCUCAAAGCUUGCAAAAGAUACUGACAAAGUUACCAAACAUCCGCAGGCUAAGAUGUACGAUGACGGAAUCAAGAGAAGAACCUACGGGAACUGGCGAUGGGAUUUUCGUGUUUGACUGUUUGAGUCAACUAGAAUCACUUACUCUGUGUUUCUGUCAUGGAUAUAGAUUUAAAUUCCCAUUGAAUUUGAAGAAGUUGACACUCCUAGCGACUGAUCCGCCAUGGAGUGAAAUCUCAACAAUUGGAAAGUUGCCCAAGCUUGAAGUGCUUAAAUUACUCUCUUAUUAUUACAGCUCCCCUGGCGAAGAAUGGGAAAUGAAAGAAGAGGAGUUCCCUAAGCUCCGAGUCUUGAAAUUGUCACACUUGCGGGACUUUCGCAGCUGGACUGCAUCUUCUGAUAAUUUUCCCCGUCUUGAGAAAUUGGUUGUGCACGAUUGUGAGAAUUUGGAAGAGGUGCCUUCCUGUUUAGGGGAAUGUCUGACUCUUGAAAUGAUUGAGGUGAAACGAUGUCGCCAGUCUGUUGUAAGUUCAGUGAAGCAAAUUCAACAAGAACAGAUAGAUAUGGGAAAUGAAGUGCUAAAGAUCUUAAUCGAAAAGUGUGUUGAUACUUGA